AUGGAAAUCAAUGAUGAUGCUAAUAAUGAGCCUAUAGUGAUUAGCGAUGAUGAGCAAGAAAUGGAGGUAGAUGAUGAGCCUAUUGAAAUAAGCGAUGAUGAGCAAGAAAUGGAGGCUAAUGAGCCUGUUAGGAUUGAACUGCUUGUGAAUUUCAUAACAAAACUGCGCCAAAAAUGUGCUCCAACCGAUGAAACUGAGACAUUUCAUGAUAGCCAUGAUGCAGUGGACAUCGACAAUCGCUUAGUGACAUUUGAAAACGAUAAAUUGAAAGUGCAGGUGAAAUCCCUCAAGCAGGAACUAGAACCUGAACUCCCCAAUGGACCUACAACCACUACUACUACAGUUGAAGUACAAAUACAUAGUGUAGUGCUAAAAGUGAAGCACGUAUUUCCGAACGAUGAAAUCAAACUACAACUGAUGCAACCCAUAAAAAAUUAUACACCUAUACUGAUUUCAUUCAGGAAAUGGGACCUCAGCCAAUUGCCUGCUCUUACAAACGGCGCGAAAAGUGAGAUUUGGGCAGUCAAAACGAGUGCUUCGGUGGAACGUCCUCGGUACGUUAUUGUGUGCUCCCAGAAAUCUAAACGUGACAAUGCAGAAGCUGAUGCUACCCACUCUGAUAACACGGGCAAAGUUAGUAUCAGAUUAGCCCUCAAUGGUGAAUAUUGGCCUGAUGAGAGAAUGCAGCUGGAUUUUGCUAAACAAGACUACACCCUUGCUUACUACAACUAUACCAGGUUCUAUUCGAGCUAUUCACAUUCGGCGGUGGUUCACUCAAUCUUGGAUUAUGAAGAAUUCAAACAGCAUGCAUUAUUUGUGAUUGAUUGCUCGAGGCAGAAAGAGACCAUGAAAUCAUGGACAGUUGAUAUAAAGCUUGAAAUCGAAGCCGAUAAAGGAUUCCCUGCUGACACCAAAGCCUAUUGCAUCAUCGUACAUUACUGUCUGCUAGAGUACUUUCCUCUAACGGAAGUCGUCAGAACCUUGAUUUGA
Molecule: messenger RNA, 990 nt
Organism: Phaedon cochleariae (mustard beetle)
Lineage: Eukaryota; Metazoa; Arthropoda; Insecta; Coleoptera; Chrysomelidae
Source: the annotation of a GenBank genome assembly